AUGACGUCUUCCUUGCAAAUGCUUGCUUACGGUGCUGGGGCAGAUCAAUGUGCUGAGUAUUGUCGGAUGGCGAAAUCCACCUCCAUCGCAGUCCUUCAGCGAUUUACAAGAGGAAUUGUUAAUCUUAUUUAUCCUUGGUGGACGACUUUCUUGAAAACUAUUCGAAGUCCUACACGCCCCAAAGAAAUCGAGUUUGCAAAGGCUCAAGAGGAAUAUAGGAAGAAUGUGGAAAGAUGGUUUGGUAUAUUACAGUCACACUUUGGUAUUGUUAGAGGAGCUGCUCGUGGGUGGGAUAAAGAGGACCUUCGAUACAUCAUGUUGACUUGUAUUAUAUUACACAACAUGAUUGUCGAGGAUGAACUACCUGAAGACAGCGAUGAUGAGUUGGAAUCCGAUGAAGAAGAGGAGAACAAUAUGAGGCCCAAGAUUUCUGAGGUAUGGGAAGGACUCACCGGUAAUGACUUUGAUCAUGUUGGUAGAUAUGAUCAUUAUAUGAACGGAUUCAUGGAUCGAUACCAACAAAUUAGAUCUGAAUACACUCACUCAAACAUUCAGGAAUAUCUCAUUCAGCACUUCUGGGAAGUUAAAGGCAACAGGAGUAUCUAG
Molecule: messenger RNA, 606 nt
Organism: Rosa rugosa (rugosa rose)
Lineage: Eukaryota; Viridiplantae; Streptophyta; Magnoliopsida; Rosales; Rosaceae
Exons: 2
Coding region: 1-606 (201 amino acids)
Source: RefSeq, a predicted model, not a curated record